Branchiostoma floridae (Florida lancelet) is the source of this 6481-nucleotide messenger RNA. Its product is annotated as probable N-acetyltransferase 16. The coding region runs from base 4339 to 5349 and encodes 336 amino acids. Lineage: Eukaryota; Metazoa; Chordata; Leptocardii; Amphioxiformes; Branchiostomatidae. The record is from RefSeq and is a predicted model, not a curated record. The transcript has 9 exons.
AGACCUGCUCUCCCGGAUGACGGUGAGAGAGGCGACUCACGACGACUACCAGGCCGUUAUGAACAUGGCGUCUCCGGACACCUUUCGGGACGGGUUUGACUACCUGCUGGCCAAGUUUCACGGUUUUGUGGACGAUCCCGAUACGGUGUUUCUCCUGGUGGAGCUCGAUGGGGAAGUGGUCUUCCUCGAUGUGCAGUUUUUGCGGGAUGAAGGAGAAAGCUGUGUUGCUAAAACAAUACGUAUGUCCCCAAAAAUGCUAGGCAGGAGAUUUGCAAAAACAUUCAGGGCAGCCAUGCGAGUUCGUCAUUUUGCAAAGUUUAUUGAAAUGUCGGGGCAACAACCAAAAAAACUACAUGUACUGAGAGACACGGAGCGACACGACCUCAAGCGGCUAGACAGCGACCUGCCCCUUAGGACCAAAUCUGUGAUUAAUAUCAUGUACUUUUGCUGGGACGCAACCCCCAUGAAGGACGGGCUGACUGACAACCAGACGUCCCUCCCGGCCCUCGUACCCUACCAGCCUUCCGACAUACAAUGCCUGCUGCCGCCGGCCUUCUCGGCUGCCAUACUGUCUGAGGGUACCGUGCUUGUAGACUGGGAUCCGUACAAACUUUCUGAACCCAACAUGAAGAAGCUAGUAGAAGCGGGAUGCUACAUCCUUGUCGACUCAACCGAACCGGCCGCCAAUAGUCUUAGUUUCGGCGGGAGUUACAUGACUCCCCGGGGCAGGGUGUAUCACAUAGACACUGUGAGGACGAGGCUUUAUGUAAGGCUCACAUCAUAACCCACAUGAAGAACGCCUUAAGCCGGUAUACAGGCAUGAUAACCUUCUGUGUUGUGUUGAUUGACAAGAUGUUAAAGGACGUAGUGAUGACUUUUUGCGUCCAGUAUCUGCAUUUCAAACACCUUCCCCAUGACCAUGAAUACAUUCAUUACGACAUUGACACUGAUGAUUUAGAGAUGGCAGAACCUGCUCCUAAGGCAAAAUACUGAGGACAUUACCGUUUACAAACGUAGUGCACAAAUUGCAAGAGGUUUAAAUUUGGUUGGAUUAUACUAAGAGUAAACUUAGGCCGGCGACUGUAGAAUUUGUCGAGUUGCAUGUAUCCUUAGAUACGCCCACUGAAACACUAUGAAUACACAUACAUGUGUAUAUGAUAUAAAGAUGCGUGGAAACGGGCGAUCCUACCCGCGGUCUGACUGGUACCUCGGGUGAUACGAAAUACACCGUGUCGUAUUCUAUACUUACCACUAUGGUAUUAUACUGCUUUCUCUUAUAUUGAUUAUAUGUACAUUAGGUCUUUAUUUACUUCGAAACCCAAACAACUUCCUCUCUGCCCAAGAGCUAUCUAACACUAAACAACAUCACGAGCAUACAAAAUCCCAAAAUAGUUUGAUAUCCCUCUACAUCGUCUCGAGCUAUAAUGUUCACAGACACAGAAACGGCACAGAAAAGAUGUCGGUAAAGGUAAAUACCAGAUACAAACUUGCUACUGUGCAGAUACAAUCUAAGAGGGAUAACGAAACGUACAGAACGUAAUAAAAGUAGUCACGAGAAUACGUUCUGUAUGUUCCGUGAUCCAGUUUUACAUUUCGUUUCCAAAAACAUCCCAGCCGGGACCGGCUUGGAAAUAUGACCUAUGCAUAAAUCGCGCUCGUAGCGGCCCUUCCAGCUCAGUGCAAGGCUAUUAAGGGAACCGGAAACAACCUUUGAACUUGCAACACACCUCAGCUAUAUAAACAUACCGCCCCUACAACUUGAGGUCACUCGUCGUGCACGAUUUUGAUGUGUUCCGUCAGCAAUGGACGAAGACCUGUUAUCCCGGAUGACUGUGAGAGAGGCGACUCACGAAGACUACCAGGCCGUUAUGACCAUGGCGUCUCUGGACACCUUUCGGGACGGUUUUGACUACCUGCCGGCCAAGUUUCACGGUUUUGUGGACGAUCCCGAUACCGUGUUUCUCCUGGUGGAGCUCGAUGGGGAAGUGGUCUUCCUCGAUGUGCAGGUUUUGCGGGAUGGCGGAGAAAGCUUUGCUCCUAGAACCAUGCGCAUGGCCAAAACAUUGCAAGGCAGGGGAUUUUCAAAAACAUUCACAUCAGCCACGAGAAUUCGUUCUGUUGCAAAAUUUAUUGAAAUAUCAGGGAGACCACCCAAAACACUACAUGUACUGAGAGACACAGAGCGACACGACCUCAAACGUCUAGACAACGACCUGCCCUUCAAGACCAAAUCUGUAAUUAAUAUCAUGUAUUUUUGCUGGGACGCAACACCCAUUAAGGACCAGCUGUCUGACGCCCAGAUGUCUCUCCCGGCCCUCGUACCCUACCAGCCCAAUGAGAUCCAUCGCCUGCUGCCGCCUGCCUUCUCGGCUGCCGUACUUUCUGAGAGCACUGUAUUUGUUGACUGGGACCCGUACAAACUUUCUGAACCCAACAUGAAGAAAUUAGUAGAAGCGGGCUGCUACAUCCUUGUCGACUCGAAUGUACCGGCCGCCAAGAGUCUUAGUUUCGGCGGGAGUUACAUGACUCCCCGGGGCAGGGUGUAUCACAUAGAUAUACACUGUAAGGACGAGGCUUUAUGUAAGGCUCACAUCACAAACCACGUGAAGAACGCAUGUAGUCUGUUUACAGGCAUGAUAACCUUCUGUGUUAUGGUGACUGAAAAGGAGUUAAAGGAUGUAGUGGUGACUUUUUGCGUCCAGUAUCUGCAUUUCAAACACCUUCCCCAUGACCAUGCUUAUACUCAUGACGAGCUUGAUUUUGAAAAUUUCUGGAUGGCAAAACCUGUUUCUAAGGCCAAAUACUGAGGACAUAAUCCAAAAUUCUAGGUAAUUACUACAAUUGUAGGCAAAACACAGGAAUAAAGUAAUUUCGGGAUGUCUUUGAAUGUAGCUUUAUAUUUUCUGAACAGCACAAUACUUAAAAACUUUCUAAAAAGGUCAAGUGUGGCUAUGACUGUACAAGUACACUAGUGUUCUCCAUGUCAGUAGUUAACCGUUCUGUGGAUCACAAGCAACAGCCUUAAGGCCUGAGGUGCGCCUUUGAGACAAGAUGCUGUACUCUCGAAUGUACCACGAAACAUAUUUGAAAUUCUCAUUGAUAAACUCUGACCUCUGACGAACUCCAGCCGGUCAAGUAUCGUUUCUGGUGUAAUUAGCAGGGAUUAAAAAUGUACAAUCCUGAACCGACAACAACAACAACAGCAACAACAAGAGAGUUCCGCGACAACCACUACAUGUUGAAAAACAUUUACGACUGAUGUAUUAUGAAUCCUUCUUGUAGCUUAUGCAAAUGUGUCCUCCUUUAUAGAAAUUAGAUCAGUUGAUCAACCCGAAAUAACAGAAUAUGUUAAAAGUGAGAAAGUUUUACAUUUACAACAAAAGUUUAAAGCUAGUAUUUUUGCUAGCAUUUCCAUGUAAAUUAUGAAAAUCAGAUCUUGAUUUCCCUUAUUUGCAUUUAUCGUUCAACUAACUUCACUUAACUUUUAAAGGCCGGAAUUACGAAAUACCCAUUAUUUACCACUAUGGAACUAUUCUGCUUUCUCCUAUAUUGAUUAUGCACAUAAGGUCUUCUUUAACUUUAUUUAUACGCGUUGAUGCUCCUCUUCUGUCUUACUCAGAACAUAUGUUACACGUUUGAAUGCAACAUGUCUUAGCAUGGGCCUUAGCGUCGUUAUAAAAUUUUGAUAUUUCAAGCAUUAUUUAUGAUGUCAAGUAUCACUUAACCUGUCUAUCUUCAUAUUUAAAAAACAACGAUCCGUCAAACCUUUUUGAACUCGGUUCCUUUUAGUUUUAAUACAAAAAAGCAGCUAUAGGACAAAACUCAAACAGCUUCCUCUUUGCCCGAAGAGCUAUUUAAUACUAAACAACAUCACAAGCAUACAAAAUACCAAAAUACAAAUGUAGAAUGAUAUCCCUCUACAUCGUCUCGAGCUAUAAUGUUCACAGACACAGAAACGGCACAGAAAACAUAAACUUGUCGGUUAAGGUAAAUACGAAAUAGAAACUUGCUGCCCAAUGUGCAUGUAUGCAAUCUAUUAAAGAGAGAUAACGAAACGCACAGAACGUAAUAAAAGUAGUCACGAGAAUUUCUGUAUGAUCAGUGAUCGACAUUUUCAUAUUUCGUUUCCAAAAACAUCCCAGCCGGGACCGGUUUGGAAAUAUGACCUAUGUAUGAAUCGCGCUCCUAGCAGCCCUUCCAACUCAGUGUAAGACCAUUAAGGGAACCGGAAACAACCUUUGAACUUGAAACACGUAUUGACGCCACCACUAUAUAAACGUGCCGCCCCUGCAGCUUGAGGUCACUCGUUGUGCACGAUUUUGAUCUGUUCCGUGAGCAAUGGACGAAGACCUGUUAUCCCGGAUGACUGUGAGAGAGGCGACUCACGACGACUACCAGGCCGUUAUGACCAUGGCGUCUCCUGACACCUUUCGGGACGGGUUUGACUACCUGCCGGCCAAGUUUCACGGUUUUGUGGACGAUCCCGAUACGGUGUUUCUCCUGGUGGAGCUCGAUGGGGAAGUGGUCUUCCUCGAUGUGCACUUUUUGCGGGAUGGCGGAGAAAGCUGGGUUGCUAAAACCAUGCGCAUGGCGAAGAAAAUGCAAGGCAGGAGAUUUUCAAGAACGUUUAUAGCUGCCAUGAGAGUUCGUCACUUGGCAAAGUUUCUAGAAAUGUCGGGGCGACAUCCCAAAGUAGUGCAUGUACUGAGAGACACAGAGCGACAAGACCUCAAACGUCUGGACAACGCGUACGACCUGCCCUUCAAGACCAAAUCUGUAAUUAAUGUCAUGUACUUUUGCUGGGACGCAACCCCCAGGAAGGACCGGCUGACAGACGCCCAGAUGUGCCUCCCGGCCCUCGUACCCUACCGACCUGCAGACAUCCACCGCCUGCUUCCGCCGGCCUUCUCGGCUACCGUGCUUUCUGGAGGCUUGUUGCUUGUUGACUGGGACCCGUACAAACUUUCUGAACCCAACAUGAAGAAGUUAGUAGAAGCGGGCUGCUACAUCCUUGUCGACUCGAAUGUACCGGCCGCCAAGAGUCUUAGUUUCGGCGGGAGUUACAUGACUCCCCGGGGCAGGGUGUAUCACAUAGACAUACACUGUAAGGACGAGGCUUUAUGUAAGGCUCACAUCAUAACCCACGUGAAGAACGCCUGUAGUCAGUAUACAGGCAUGAUAACCUUCUGUGUUGUGGUGACUGAAAAGAAGUUAAAGGAUGUAGUUAUGACUUUUUGCGUUCAGUAUUUGCAUUUCAAACACCUUCCACAUGACCAUACAUACCAUCAUUAUAAGCUUAAGACUGAUGAUGUAGAUAUGGGACAACCUAUUCCUAAGGCCAAAUACUGAAGACCCAAACGUAGUUCACAAAAUGCAAGAGGUUUAAAUUUGGUUGGAUUAUAUAAAAAGUAAACUUUCUCAAGUUACAUGUAUCCUUAGCUACGCCUAAAACACUCUGAAUACCAAAUACAAGUGUACAUGGCAUAAAAAUGCAUAGAAACGUUUGAACCAUGGGAAAAUUCCAGGUACUAAUUUUGUACAAUAUUAUAGGCAAAACAUUGGGGAAAAGUAAGUUCGGGAUCUCUUUUAUUGUAGUUUUAUAUUUUAGAAUAGUACAGUGCCAUAAAACUUUGUAAAAAGGUCAAGUGUAACAACGACUUAACAAGUAUACUAAUGUUCUAUCAGUAGUUUACCGAUCACCGGAAACAGCCUAAUGAAUUAGGUAAUUAAUUAGUACCACUAAAUUAUUCACAAGGUGCACCUUCAGACAAGAUGCUGUACUCUCGAAUGUACUUCGCUAUAUAUUUUUGAGAUGAGUAAUCUACUAAGUAAACUCCUUGAUAAUGAGUCAAAUGGCGAAUGGACAUAUCGUUCUCGUGAGUUAAUUGAUACCAGUAUGUGUUUUUGUUAUCGUAACUCGGAGUCUACCAGAAUGCAUAGUUGAUUUUUGUGAUAAAUCAGCACAAUUCAGUGGACAUGCGACUACCAUUGUAUACUGCUAGUUGAUUCUCAAUAAAAUGGAAAAAAAUAUAUACUCUGAACUUGGACCAACUCUAUGUGCAAUCCUGAACCGACAAUAACGGUAACAACAACAGAGUUCCACGACUACCACCAAAUAAUGUUUAACACAUUUACUACUGACGUAUUAUGAAUCUUUCUCGUAGCUUAUGCAAAUGAUGCCCCCUUUAGGUAAAUCGGAUCAGUUGAUCAACACAAAUAACAGCAUUUGUUCAAAGUAUGACAUUUAUACAUAUUCUAGCAUUUUCUUGUGAAUUAUGCAAAUGAGUCCUGAUUUCUUUGCAUCUACCUAUCUUCAUAUUAAAUGUUAUUACGAUCCCUGAAACCUUUUGAGCUUUCUUUCAAAACAAACUUCCAAAAGCAGCUUUAAGACGAAACUUAAACAACCUCCUCACUGCCCCGAGAGCUAGCUAAAAACAAAAUCACGAGCACACAAAAUAAUAUGAUUUCCCUUGUUGGCUAU